CCUUAAUUUAAUGUAAAUUUUAAGGUAACUGCUGUAAUAAUUAUUUUGUACCAUAUUGUUCAAUAAAUAAAAUAAAAGCUGCAGUUAUAGACUGCCAUCGAUCAUGUCCACUCGCGAACUCGUAGUUACGGCUUCUGAUAGUAGAGGACACAGCCAUCACUGAAAUUAACUUGGUGACUAAAUUGUUACCAAUCUACUUAUUUAUUAUUAUUAUUAUAAUUAGUAACACUCACCCACAAUUUAAUAAGAAAUCCCACCGUUAUAAAACCACUUACAGCUCCCAAUAUUACAAGCUGUUCUGUUUUUUUUUUCAAAUAUGGGAAUUGUGUAUCUUGUAGGGUGUCAAUGGAAGCGUAUUUUAAUUCUCUACAAGAAAGUAUUAACGCACUUGGGUCGAAAAUUCAUCGGUUGAAAAGAUAUCCCUGGGAGAGACAGGGUGAGCCUAGCGGUCUCUCCCAGGGAUAACUUUUCAACUAAUAAAUUUUCGACCCACGUACCUCAGUAAUUUUUCAUAGAGAAUAACAAGACGCAGAAUUUGGCCCGAAAAGAAUUUCAAAAUUCCCAAAAAAAUUAUUCUAAGAUCUACGCCAAAAUUUCAAAUGAUUUCUACCGAGGCAAUUUGCAAUAUUUUGAAACUAAAAUAUCAUUUUAAUGUUUCAUAUAUUUGUUUGAUACUGGCAACAAUAUCAUCCCCUGAAGGAUGAAAUCGUUGGAACGAGAAACGGUCGCAAAUCUGUGCACGUUUGCGAUGCGACAAGUUAAUGUAACUUGAUGUUUCUCCUUCUCUUCGUUCUUCUCCGAGCUAACUCUCCGGAGAAUCCAGCGGCACAAUACUAAACGCUACACCUAUGAAUAUGAAUUAGCGUCUCGCCGAGGGGGUUGGAUGCGAACCAUUUACCGUUUCCGUCAGCUUAACCGCGCACCGCAGUGGCUCUCAAUGCGACAUCCAUUUAAGCCGCAAAUGUGCAAAUCGUGUAGCCACGUAAUUUAUUCGAAUCGCUUCAUCAAAUAUACAUCGAUAAAAUUUCCUAGAAAAUUCAGGAAGAAUCAUGCCAAACACGGGUCAUAACAAUUUCUCAAGAUUGCGAUGAAAUACAAGGUGUUUCAUUCAGAUCUAAUAAUGAUAAGAAGAAGGGAUGCUUCAGAAAUAAAUGAAAAUCAAAGUGGAAACGAAGCGAACAAAUGUUCAAGCGAUAGUUUCUUGAAGAGAUGAUACAUAAAAGGGAGACACGGUUAAAAGCCGCGAGUGCCGCUUUAUUUUAAUGAUCGCAACCCCCUUCAACGCAACUCUUGUCGCGGAAAGUGGUGACCCGAGAGAGCUGUCAUAUUUUGACGUCCGCAACGGGCGUUCUGGCCUAGAAGGGGAGACGAGAAGAAAAGAGAUUAUUUUUCGUCGCGCUGGGAGAAGUCAGAAAUCAGUACGAAAGCGAACAACGAUGAGGGGAAACCCUUAAUGGCUGGCAAGCAGAAUUCGAGCGAGUUUUUCUUAUUCGACAAAUGAUUUAAUAAAUUUCUUUUAACAUAAAAAAAUAAAUACAGCUAACUUUCAAGAAAGAAUGAUUAAUGUCAUCUACAGAACUGCCCCAGAGUGAAAUCAAUACCGUUCUACUAUCAAGUAUCAAAAAUAAAAUUCACCUCAUCGCAGACGAAUAAAUCCACUUCAUUUCGCGAGUACGGUAACAAAAUUUUCCCUUCGUUAAUCCACGAAACGGCGGCGAAUCCGGAUCAAAUUAAAUCGUACCAUCGCAUCCACGUCAGAAGUCUCGAAAUGGUUACGGUUUAACGAACGACGAGGUGGAUAGAUGGUCUCAGGGGUAGGUUUCUCGAUGAUCGGCCGUCCAUCAAGAACGUAAACGCGAUCGUCAACAGUUGCGUUGAGCAACACUCUUCUCGCCCUCGCUUUUAGACUCGCGGACUGAAAUUGACGUCCGCAGACACGGGCACCGCUUUGUCGAGCGGCAAACGAGAGUGACGAGCGUUGCGAAUCUCCACGGCUCGCUUAACGUUUCCAUUGUGAAGCCGGCCGGCAGAAGACGAAGGGCGAAAAAUGUCAUGUACGUCGGCGGGACCGCGCGUAGAAUUAAUUCGGUACCGCAGCAGUCUGACAGGGAUUCGGUAAUUGCCGGAGAGAGACGCUGAUUUCUGCCGAAUUAUGGCGAUACGCGUCUCCGUCGGAUUUCGGUAGAUAUCGGGGGUGGACAUUAACACCUUACUAAUCAGUUGGAAAAAUUUGGAAUAAUUAAAUCUGAGGAUCUUCCAUCUUUUAUGGAACAGAGAGGAUAUACUUUACAAUGAAUAGAAUGAGAAAUAUGACCUCUUAAGGAUGGUAAUAAUUAAGAGAUAAUUAAAAGAACCACAGCCCAGAAUUGUAAUUAUCUUUGGAAUUAUAAUAACUUUCAUUUGCCCUGUGAAGAAUUAAACUUUUAACCAUGAUCCAUCUAAAGAAACCAAUCAACAAUUGCAAAAGAAAUGCAUCUAUAAUCGCAAAGCAGCUCGAGCAACGAUGACUGCGAUACAACUGAUGAUUUAACUCGAGUUAGCGGUCCAAUCAUCCGAUGCUUGUCAACCCUGUGUAUCUGUACACAGUGUCAUCGAGAAGGAUCUCUCGGCUGAUCAGGAUAGCAGCAAUAGAGAUAAACGAUUCAAUACGCGACAAUGAAUAAUACUCGAGCAACGGUUAAACGCAGCAGCGGAUCGGAUCGGGUCCGCCCACGAGGCUGUCCGAAGGGAAACCACCCGUAAAAUCCAAAAGGGGUGCAGUGAAGCGGGAGCGGCAGGGGGCGCCAGGCGACUCUGUGACGCGAUUAUGCUAACGAAGUUAUUCCAUUGUAACGCUGUUUACAACGGCGCGCAUUAAGGCUACACCGGAACAAUGGCACCCCCUCUGCACCCACCUCCCCCCUGCGUACACAAGUCAGGGAAUCCUCGAGGAUCGCGCGGCCAUUGUACGUUCUCUUUCGAAAUGAAAUAGAUACUUGCCGAUGGUAAACAGGAAAAAAUGAUGAAUGCAAGAACAAUUGUCGAGUUUCGUAAAAGUUUCUACGAUCCAAAUAAUAAUACAAGAGAGGUCUGAUUUCCUUGUUUAAUCGGCACAGAAUAAUAACUGAAAGUUAUUCGUGUCGCAAGUGAUUUGACAGCAAUAAUUUUUCUGCUAAAUACCAAUAAAACGUUUCUGUUGCCAAAACCAUCGAAACACAAUGAAUACAAGGGGGAUGGAAGGAGCCCCGACUACUUCACGCGUCUGGUUACACCCCACCGGGGCGCCACUUGACUCGUAUUUAACUUUCAAAUAUAUUUUAUGCCCUUUGCAUCUUAAUACUUUCAUGGAUUCGCGAUUCCUACUCCCUUCUUUGGAUUCGCCUAACGCGCGUGUAUUUUCGUUCCACCGAAACGUGCAUGAUUUUAUAUUACAAAGUGCCGCCACCCUCCAGAAUCAUAGCUAUAAAACACCAGAAACACUAUUCUACGGUCGCGUUGCUUUCAAUCUUAUCGUAGGACAAGUGUGUUUAAUAAAUGCAUUAACGUCACAGUUUCUUGUUGAAAUUCUUGAUAUUAUCAAGAUAUACAGUUCACAAUGAUAAGAUAGAAAAUGUGUAAGAAGUUCACUUUUUCUAUUUCUCUGUCAAUUCUCUUCGACAGGAUGUAAUAAUUUGUGGACUCUUGUUCUUCGAUGACACUAUGAAUUCAUCGUACCAUCCCCUGUCAAAAUUCGAUUUCUUUCUGAUAACAGGGAAACCCGUAAGAUCAACGUGGCCGAUUCGAGACACAAGAAACUCAUGCUCGAACGGACCCAGCAUUUUACGUGUUCAUCGAAGCGUGGCAACGUUUCGACGGGAUUAUUUGUAGGAUUCAGUCGUAUACUCGACAUUUCCGCCGAAUCCUUUGUACCACUCACCCGUUACCGCAUCGGAUAUUUUCGAUACGUAUUUAGGCUUGUUUUCGACAGCCGGAUAUUGAUAUAUUAUCUUCACUCGAUCCUACUCUUCAAAUAAGAAGCAACGAAAAUAUUACCCUAUUAUUAACAGUAACACGAAUAUGGAUAACAAAAUAAGAUAAUUGGAGAAUUAUGUAAUUAUCUAUUCACAUUGGAAUUAGUGUCAGCUCGAAAUGGAGCAGAUCUUCGAAAAAAUGCUCUCCUAAGAUGUUCGUCUGUUUUUUCAACUUCUUUGACGUUCAUCUUUUUUGAAGUACGCCGACGACAUUCUUUCCUCUUGGUGUGAUAACUUCUGAUGGGAAAAAAGAUAAUUAGCCGGAUAGACCAGCUGUGCUUGUUUUGGAGUAAACGCUGACAUUAGCAGCAUUCCCUAAUUUUCACUUUUCAAUUAAUUUAUUAGUACCAAGAGGACUACUAAUUUACAUAAUUGAUAAAGGAAAACGGAGGAAAAGAAUGGGAUUUCGUUAGAACCAGCGAGGAACAUUAAUUUUUACUCGACGGUUACAUAAAGGAAAGAAAAAGAAGAGAGGCAAAGAAGAAAUAGAACUUUCACAAAUGUUCUUUCCUGCAAAACGUGUCACGCUUCACGACAGACAGAGGAACGCCUACGUGGACGAAGAAGAAGACGUCAGCGUACACACACGUGGAAUCAGAUAAUCUUCCCGCUUCGUCCACGAACAGAAGCGAGUAUGCAUAUGUGGUUUGACGACGGGGGAGCCGAGCAGGGACGUAGAUGGCAUUCCUCUAAUUUGUCGGCUCGACUUUGUCGGCUAAUCAAUCGAAUUCGUGAUUACCAUGCGUCGUGAGCGUUAACCAUCGUGAGCUUCCAUGGUUUUCAUGCCGUCUAUCAUAGCUGAGAAUGUGUAGGUGUGUAUACCUCACACAUGUGUACUCGUUAGGGCGGUACCAUCGAUGGUUUAUGGAUAAUUUAACUGCUGGGUAAAUUUAUCGAACACUGAACCCAAAAGUUUCCAAAUUUUUCAAAUUGAAAAUUAUGAAAACUUUACGUGGACCCUGGUCAUUAUAUAUAAUAAUUAAUUUAGAUAAUCAAGAUCCUGUAGUAUUAUUUGAAGUAUUAAAUGAUUAGUUAGCCUUGUCAGAAAAUGUUUGGGGAUCGGUAUGAUCGCAAAUUUACGAGAACAAAUUACUCGUUACAAAUUACCAGAACAAUUAAGGACAGAUUAAAUUCAUUUUGACGGCUAUUUGGAGUCAAGCGGUGAACGUUUUAAGUCUCGUACGAGCACACGUACUCAAACGAUGUGUCGUACGUGCAUUCACGCGGUCUGUCGGCAAGCAGAUGCACGCAUCGCCGCCUUCAUUUCACGCAUAAUUGAAAACACGUCCCAUUUAGCGCCGAGGACGUUCGCCACUUCACCACCGCGGUCUUCCUCCCAAGAUAGCACCCGUUUAAGUCGUGUCCCGUACGAUUAACGUGAUUUAGACGCUGGCCGCCCGUUUAACGUCUCAACGACGAUGCUGCGUACAAUAAUUUAAGCGGCAUAUUUCCGUGCAUACUAUCGCUUAGUAAACUCGUAUACUUACGGUGCACUCGGGUGCAUCGUCGGCUUCUGUCGAUUAAAGAUCAGCGUAGAAUUUAUUAUUUGCAUUUAAUCUUGGGAAAAUUUGGGAAGAUCUUGAGGACAAUCUAGUCCUCAUGUAAAAAACAUACGGGCAUAAGGCGCCUGGUGGGUGUUUUAUCCCACUCAGGUUGGCUUUUUCGGCCCAAUAUCAACAAAAGUCAAGUGUUGGGUCUUCCGGAUCCGAACACAAUGACAGUUUAUCCAUUCCCGUGGCUUCUGGGAUAUUAUUUUAACCCUAUGAAAAUUUAAAGAAAAUGAAUUUCCAGUGAAAUAAAAUAUCUUCUCGUUUGAUCUCCGAUUCGCGAAACUGUUCGAUGACCCCUGAAUUGCGCACCUCUGUCCUAAAAUGUGUCAUUUAAGCCAACUCGAACGUAGCAGCCAGGAUCGACGUUAAUGUACCGUGUCGCGAUGCACGCCACGGAAACCCCAACGAUUACGAGACUAGCAGUUCGUCGUGUGCAUAAUUCGUAAUGUCCGGCCGGCGUAGCGACACGAAGGUGGGAUUAGGUUUCGCGACAGGUAUCGUCGCCUCCCUAUUCACCGCGCACAAUUUGUCCUCCCGGAGGAGGGUAACGCGCACGGUAGCUCGCUGGUUAAUCCAUUACCAUGGGCACCGUGUACGCGCGCCGUCUCGCUUUUACACGACGCCCACCAAUUUGCUAACCAUCGAUUUCUCUCCUCUCUAACACCCUUUCGCGAGCAACCCUCGUAGCUUCCGUAGCGAACGGAAAUAAUACAGUAUACCGCGAAUCGCGAAUUCUAGACCCUUUCGAGGUGCUGCUAUCUUUAGAAACGCAGCCGCGGCACCCGUGUCCCUUUUUCGACGGGACAAAGCCUCGUCCGUUUCGCGUUUCGCUUCUACGUUUGAUGGAUUCGAGUGUCUCGUGCUUGCUCGCCGCUGAAAAAAGCUCGUCCUCUUCGUGGAACUGGGUUUGAAGGGAUUAUGGAUUCGAGAAUCGUGGACGCUGCUCGAGGAAUGGGAAUAUGGAUGGGGUGAAAUUGUGCAUAACCAGAGACGUGCUAAUUUUGUUUUUCUUCAAAUAUUUCUUACAUCUUCUCCUCUUCGUUCCUGCUCUCAAAUUUGAAAAAUAAAUAUCAAGAAAAUGAAAAAAUUCAAGAUUCUUGUUUUGAAGAUAUUUUUCAAAUCUACAUUUUAGUUCGCCUUCUUGUUUUUCAAAAUUGACACAAACUUUCCUUGUAAAUCAUCGAGAACUACAAACACCCCGUUCGAUCGUAAAUCAAAAGAGCCCUCUGAUGGCGACCCCUAAACGCGAGAGGGAGAAGGAAGAGAAAUGCAGGAAAACAGGGAGGCGGAAGAGGAACGCGGAGAAGAACAAAUUGUCCGGAGGAGAUAAAAGAAAGAAAGAAUCCUGGAGAAAAUAAAUCGUCGAAUGCAUACAGUACCAUCCAUAAUUGUUCCAUUUGAACUUUGACUUCAAAAUACGAAGAAUGAUAUAAUUCUUAUUAAAGUAUGUCGCACUAAAUAUAGAGUUUUCUACUGUGACAAGCAAAUAUCCAUAAUGACUCGUAUGCAUUUACUACCUUAAGCACGUCUAUCUUCUUCUAUUCAAUUUUCUUUUUCAAUUCCUACCUACAGCAGCAGCAAUAAUUCUAAAUGACACUGUACUUAUUGUAUCGUUCUCCUUCGUCGACGAAACAGCGAGUAAUUAAAAGUUGUGCUGCUACGAGUGUCGCGGCACGCUUAAGAACCGAAGCGUUUAAGAGUCGACGAUUCCGUUCACACGUGCGUAACGAAAGCUUGCGGGUCGCGGAACGACGCCUUCGCGUAGGAAAAUAAAGAGAGGAAAGCGAACGGUUCGGUUCGCGAGACAAGAUUUAGGGCCGUCUGAGCAUUCGUGUCUGAAUCUCCUUGCGCUUAUUCCACUUGCUCCGUGGCAAGCAACGAGAUUCUGCUCGAGAAAAUCCGCACCUUGUAAAGUCGACGCGUGAAAUGGGGGGAAAACGAUGACAAGAAUGAACGUUCCGUGAAUUUCUGCUGAAGAAACACCCUUCGUGAGAACAAUCGUCAGUUUCACGGUUCGUUCUUUCAUGGUUACAUCAGAUUAGAGAAAUCAUUCGCUCAGAACACUUGAGACUCGUUUUAGAUAAUUUUAUAAAACACAAGCAAAAUAUCAUUUAUGAAUCGAAAUUGUAAAUUAAAAAAUUUCAAAGUACUCGACUGUAUCAUAAUUAGGUCCUUCGGUGAAAGCACCGAUCGUUUCACAAUUUUUAUGUGCAACGCUUUCAUGUUGCUUUACAACCCGUUAAGUGCUACUUUGUCAGACUCCGCGUCCGCCAGUAGAUCCGGUCGAUACUCAUUUCCGUUUGGUCGUUACUCGAAUAACUUUAGUCAAGACUGUUUCCUCGCACGAUAAACUUCAACUGACAACGGUUCGUAAAGAUGCUCAUUCAUAAUGUUCAAAGGCUAUCACAGAACAUCUGGAUGUAAAAUAGUAUAUUGUUGAAGAGAGGAAAGAAAAGGAACAGUUGUAAUAAAGCGAUUAUUUUUUGAAAUUUUCUAAAGGUAUUUACUUGCAACGAGCUCGAAGAUACAUGGCCUUGCGCUUUAUAUAACGACCAGCCGUUUAACUUUAGAUCCUGUAAGGCUCAAUUAGAGCCGUGUCGCGUUAACGAGUGCCGAAAUAGCGUCACUAUUAGCGUGAUGUACCGAUUAGCCAGCUUGGAAACGCCUACAAACAGAAGAAAUGAUCCAUGGGUGUAACCUGCCACCCGAGGUUUUUUAUGAUGAACAAGAAAUUAUAUGAUAUAUAAUUUUUCCCCUCUUUUUCUUGCGAUUAAACACUAAUAAUAAAACGACAAAGUGGCUAUGGAUUUUUUCUCAAUCUCUUAAUUAAGAGAUUACAAACUCUGUUUUGGCAAAAUACUGAACUUGGUUAAUAAUUCCCCAAAUUUUGGACUUUGGAGGGGCGCACUAAGACACGAGAAAUUAUCGAGCGUCCACUAUACUGCGAGAUUAUUAUUUUAUUUCCAUAUUUAACCUUAUCAGCACCAAAAUAAACGUAUUCUUCAUUCUAUUAUUAAAAGAAAGCUGAAGAGAAGGUUCGAAAGUGCGCGACGGAUGUUGCUUGUUAAGCGAGCGCAAUCUCGAUGACGCCGAGCGGAUUGACAGCAAGAAGGAUACAUCAUUAUCCUGCAAGUGGAUUGGCUCGCGCCAAGAUCGAACGGAUAAACUCGCUCGUUAAAGAAGCGUGAUGCGGGGGUGGCACGGCGAGCUACCUAAUGGGAAACACGUUGAUCGCCGGCGUUCGCGAGUGAACGAUAAAAAUACAUGGGACAAGCUUGGUGGGCUUAUGGUAAACGUACGCAGCGCGUUGAAAGCGAGCUGGCUCGUUAACGCUGAUCGCUUUGCAUACUCGUUAUGACGUAAAUACACCCACGUGACCGAUAGUGCAUACCGGUCUAAUAACCAUGUCGAUUAUGUGCACAGGUUGAUGCUCGUUCAUUGGAUGCAAUUCUUUGUGAACAUUAAAUUGCUGGUUAAAAAUAUUGGGUGGAAAAAUUAAUUUCAAGUCUGGCUUUUAAUUGUUUGGUUUAGAGGAAAUUUUGUUUAUUAUACCAAGAAAAUCUUGAAAUAAUCAUAGUCACCUCCUUCACUUUCCCCAAUUUUACCAGACACUUGUCAUCCUUCUGUACUUUGUACUCCAAAGCUACAUGAAACCACUGUCCAAACAUCACUAACAUCAAAGAACGCACCUUUUCCUUAUUUUAAACUGUAAACAACCCUUUAUAAACCACCCCAUCAACCAGCAAACGCAGCCCUAAUAUCCUCCCUCAUUAAAUGAAAAUCAGCAACAGCAUCAACCUAGCCCAACAACAAAAGUAACGAUAAAAACCGAUCACAGCAGGAAAUAAAACAAAAGGGAAAAAAAAAGAGUACGAGGCAGGGAUAGAAUGCCAGCACGAUACCGGGAGAACGAGCAAUUAACCGGGAAUCGACGCCAUGGGAACUGGACAUGUACGAGGUCCUGAAAUUUGACCCUUGGUCCGAGCUGGAUUAUGCUAGCGAUGGAUCGCGAACACGGAAGGACAAAAGCGGCCAAAGCAGCAAGAUGGCGGAUCCAUGGAUCGGUAGGCGCGUCCGGGCACCCAGUUGGUUCAAGCAACGACCAAUCACCGGUGCGGUAUAACCGCGUCUGUGCGGUUCCGCGGCCACGCCAGCUGCCAGACCGCAGCGAGUCGGCGCGGCCCAGCAAUUGAAAUGCGGCUCGCCGACCGCCGACAGUUUCCCGUCGACUCGUGUCAGCUACGGUCCUCUCCACGUGCUUCUCUCAUCGUCCUUAUCUUGUCUCUUGCACCCACGUUGCAGCAUGCAUUCAGUCAGCAUGGCAACGAUCGUGGACCAAAGUGUCACGUGUGUUGCGGCUCGACGUUUUGCGAUUUGAAACGAAGUAAGAUUGCGGGAGCAAAAUCAGGGACUUGGGAUUUUGUUGGAUUGUGCUAGACCGAGUAAUCUUGUGUUUGGAAGAGAACUGCGAUUUGGAUUAUUUGAAACUGUGAUUUUGGAUUGGAGAAGGAGAUUGAGUCUAGAAAAGAUUCGUCAAAUUUUAGAAGUUUGAAAAGGUGGAUUGUGUUGGGUUGGGACAGUUAUAGUUAGAAGAAAAAACUGUGACUCUGGGCUGUUCGAGACUAUGAGGGGAAUGUGAUUCUAUGUUGCAAAUGAUGGUUGAUUAAAGAAACAAGCAGUUUGGGCCUUUCUAUGGUGUUUGAAGAAGUUUGACACUGUGGUAUGAAUGCAAAAUUGGAACAGCUCUAUUUGGGAACACUGUGAUUUUGGGCUGUUCGAGACUAUAAAAGAAAUUGUGAUUUCUAAGAAUUUUAUGUGAUCAUCCCUAGGAUUGAAUUGUAAAUUAUUACUUACUGUGUAUAUUAACUUUGAACAAUGCUAAGCAUUUAAAAACCAAGAUUUUAAAUAAACUGCAAUCUUAAAGAGGCAGGCAUUAAACGUACUAAUAUUAAUUGUGAUGUAUAAAUGAAAUAUUUGAUAUUUCAAUACCAUUUUAAAAGACAAAGGUGACCGAAGAAUCACUCACUUUUCGCAAUAAUUUCUUGCGACAGAACUGAAAAUCAUGAUUAAAAUCAUCUAAAACACUGAAGAUUAUAUUAAUCAGUAUUGCAAUAUACGAAUCAACCAAUAAAGAUGGAUUCUAAUAUAGAAGAAACAGAGCUUGACGUUGGAUCAGCGAGCGACGAACUCGAAUCAUCGAUAGCAGAAUCGAAGUUAAUACGUCGACCGACACCAAAACCGUUUACCAUUGAAAGUUUGAUAGGAAAUUGCGGUGCGCAAAAAGGAAACUGUGAUCCAACAACUCAAGGAGAGAGGACAAAUGAAAAUGAAGAAGAUUCUGAUAGAGAUAGGGAGUAUCUUUAUCAAAGACACUAUCUGGCGACUGCGGCGGCCAGCGCACUAUCCCCUGGUUUUGGUAUGCCACUCGGUUUAUACGGUGCAUGGUUACCGAUGCGGAUGUACGGUAGCGGUGGGACUUCCGGUGUUCCGAUGUUACCAGCGCAUACCUCCGCCAGUUAUCCGUCGCACCAGGAUCUCUACCAAAGUCGAUUAUCGCAGCAUCUGGGCGCGGGGACAAAUCAUCUUCAGGGUGCAGCUUAUCCGGUCGCUUGUCAGCGUUCAUCAAACCAUCGUGGUUCAACCAGCUUCACAGACAGUGAAGACGAUGGUAGUAUUGAUUCGCCAGCAUCACCUGCUCACGAUCUUUCGAAAUCUAGACAAGGUUCCGAGAACGGUCGCGCUUCGGCGGACAGCGAAGACGAGGGUGGAGGGUUGAGCACCACCGGGGAGGGUCACGACCCAACCGAUACCAUGUCCAGCAACGCGUCCAGCAACGUGAGUCCCGGAGGAUCUUUAGAAAAUGGUCAAAACACUUCAUCAACCGGGUCCAGCAAUAACAAAGCCAGACGCAGAAGGACAGCCUUCACUUCGGAGCAAUUAUUGGAACUCGAAAGAGAAUUCCACGCGAAAAAGUACCUCAGUUUAACCGAGAGAUCGCACAUCGCUCAUGCGUUGAAAUUAUCAGAAGUGCAGGUGAAAAUCUGGUUCCAAAAUCGAAGAGCCAAAUGGAAGAGGGUGAAGGCUGGAUUGAGCGGAGGGGGUGUUGGUACCGGAGCGACCAACAUGGCGACGGCUGGUGCUUCCAGCAGACACAACGGAGCCUCUGGUCAACAUUCCGGAAAUGGUACCAGAAUCGUGGUACCCAUUCCAGUGCACGUCAGUCGACUGGCGGUCAGAUCUCAUCAUCAUCAUCUGGAAAAGUGUGCCAGGCCACCAAGAGUCAGACCAACCAGCGAGAGUCCAUCAUCCAGUGCGUCAUCGUCUGUUCUUGGAGACGCACUAGGCUUAGUUAAUUCGUCCAUCAAUCUGAGUGGACAGGUGCAAAGUCCUCUGAACAGCGGGGUCGGUAUAGGUGUAGGAGUCGGGUUGAGAGCGUUCACUGUGCCCUCUCAUCGAGGUGGACUCAGCUCUUCCGGCAGGUAGUGAAUGGUACACGGUGAACCACGGACUUGAUGAAACUUGAGGGGUCAUGGUGAUUCGUGAUUCUUUGGAUGGGACUAGUGAGAGUAGACACGGUGUAUCGUUGAUUAGGGUGAACGGUGAGGAGGAAACGAUGGAGUUUAAGAUCGGUGGGUGAUUUGGACUUUGUGAAUCUUUGAUGGUUUAGUGCAAAUUUGGAGAAGAUUUUAGGAUGCUUGUUACUCGAGAAUGUUUCCUCUUUUGUGUUUUUGGAAAUAUUGGAACUUGGUCCCGAAUAAUUUCCAUUUGAAUUUUACAUAGCUCAAAUUGCACUCUACUUGCCUCUAUAAUCUUGAACGCCGAAAAGUGAAGUAAAGAUUCAAAUUGAAAUUCAAUUUGUAUAACUAAUCGAGUAACGAAACGAUCUUCCCGAACACCCUACCUUAACAAAUUCAUUCCGAUCGAGUCAUCCUGGAAUAGUGUUUGAUUUUUCAUCGUUCUAUGGAGAUCAAUCGAUGUAAAUAAGCGUCUGGAUCGUAGGUAGAACUCUGUAAAUAGCUUUCGCACAGCGUACCUAGGCUGUUUCAUUGGUCGUACGACUGUAGGUCGUGUACUUGUAGAUAAUUUGCCUGCGUUAAGCGAACCUUCGCUCUAUCCAACGAGUACUAUGUUACGACGAUAUAUUCUAUCGAUCGAGCGUGCGAUUAUUACAGCUGCAUCAAGGCAGCGAUGAAGCGGAAGAACGGCCGAAGUGUAUAUCGAGAGGGUAAUAAAACGUGCGAGUAUCAUGUGGAA
Molecule: messenger RNA, 12793 nt
Organism: Osmia lignaria (orchard mason bee)
Lineage: Eukaryota; Metazoa; Arthropoda; Insecta; Hymenoptera; Megachilidae
Gene: unpg
Product: homeobox protein unplugged
Biological process (GO): regulation of transcription by RNA polymerase II; regulation of nervous system development
Cellular component (GO): nucleus
Molecular function (GO): RNA polymerase II transcription regulatory region sequence-specific DNA binding; DNA-binding transcription factor activity, RNA polymerase II-specific
Source: RefSeq, a predicted model, not a curated record